Ahaetulla prasina is the source of this 6722-nucleotide messenger RNA. RefSeq names its product adrenoceptor alpha 1A (gene ADRA1A). Gene Ontology annotation, biological process: phospholipase C-activating G protein-coupled receptor signaling pathway; adenylate cyclase-activating adrenergic receptor signaling pathway; positive regulation of cytosolic calcium ion concentration. NCBI's taxonomy places the organism in Eukaryota, Metazoa, Chordata, Lepidosauria, Squamata, Colubridae. The coding region runs from base 1060 to 2466 and encodes 468 amino acids. Gene Ontology annotation, molecular function: alpha1-adrenergic receptor activity. The record is from RefSeq and is a predicted model, not a curated record. Gene Ontology annotation, cellular component: membrane. The transcript is spliced from 4 exons.
UUAGAGCUGCCUGCAUCGGCUCCUACAGCACAGUAAAGUUACUGCUUCUCCUUGACAGUCGAGCAGGGGAGCAUUAUUCACCGAGGAAGAGGGAGGUAUCAUAAAACCAGCACUCAGCCACCCUUAGCCACUGGGACAGAGGGAAUUCAUGUAAUUCGAAGUGUCCCACUGUGCCAUUCGGAUGACUGCCUUGGAUUCGUCCCCUUUCAACCACCCUGCAACAGGAGGGUUUCAGGAGCUUGAAGGAGGAAAGAGCUCACCUGUCAAGCAGAAGAGCACAGAUGACCAUCUCCUCCGAGUUCCUAGCAGGUCCAUAACCAUUGCUUGUUAAAAGGAUUAUAUGCAAGGUCAAGGUGUCACAGCUAUACAAUCAUUACAGCUUCUUCGGCAACUUGGAAUCAUAAAGUUAGUCAUGGAUGAAAAGACUAGACAUUGAGAAGUGUCAGCCAGAGUGACAGACAGCAAUCUUUUUUCACCUGGGAAGAUUUUUCAAAGUCAAAUACGAAGAAGACAUAAGAAAGAGGGAAGAAUACUCUGCUGUUAUUUGUGCUGCAUCGUUCCGUGAAGAACUUUUUAAACAGUCUGGAAGUAGAUGGCCUUUCUCCGCUGCAAUUUUCCUUGCUUAGUCACAAAAACCAUGGCUCAAUGGGUAUUAUUUUAAAAACUAAACAGCAACUAAGAAAGGAGUCUUUAGUUCAGUCUUUAAUAUGGUUUCAACAUCAAACGUCCAGCAAGGUAUGGUAAACUUCAAAGAGACUGUUCUAAAGAAAACCAUUAUAAUUGCUUUGGAAUUAUUUAUGGGACAAGGAAUGCCUAUGUUUUUUCUUCAGAGCAAAUGCAUAAGAAGAAAUGUGGAUUUUCAAAUAUGGUCAUUAGUCUAAGGUUUUGCUCUCUCCUCUGCAUUUAUAAAGAAGCCAGACUAGUAUUUCCAAUUAGUUUCUAUCUACAAUGUGGAAAUAAAGCUUCUCCCAACACUACCAAAUAUUUGCUCUUGGCUCUUUCAGAGAAAGGGCAGAGAGGAUCACAAACACACUGGAUGAACAUUAACCAGUUUUGAUAAUGGGACUGACCUCUGAGAACAUCUCUGCCCCCGAGUGCUUCAAUUGCACCCAGACUGUGGAGCAAGUAAAUAUUUCCAAGGCCAUAUUAUUAGGAGUCAUCUUUGGAGGUCUGAUUGUUUUUGGGGUCCUGGGCAACAUUGUGGUUAUCCUUUCAGUAGCCUGUCACAAGCAUCUGCAGAGCGUAACCCAUUACUACAUUAUCAACUUGGCUGUGGCUGAUCUCCUCUUGACUUCUACUGUUCUCCCCUUUUCUGCUAUUUUUGACAUCCUGGACUACUGGGCUUUUGGGAGGAUCUUCUGCAACCUCUGGGCAGCUGUUGAUGUUCUGUGCUGCACAGCUUCCAUCAUGAGCCUCUGUGUCAUCUCUAUAGACCGAUAUAUUGGAGUGAGCUACCCACUGAGAUACCCAGCCAUAGUGACCGAAAAAAGAGGUCUCUUGGCUCUGCUGUGUGUGUGGGCAUUAUCACUUGUGAUAUCCAUCGGUCCUCUCUUUGGCUGGAGACAACCAGCUCCAGAAGAUGAAAAAAUCUGCCAGAUCAACACUGACCCAAGUUAUGUCUUGUUUUCUGCUCUUGGGUCCUUCUAUCUCCCCCUGGUCAUCAUCCUGGUGAUGUAUUGCCGGGUAUACGUGGUAGCCAGAAGGGAAAGCAAAGGAUUGUCAUGUGGCCUGAAGACUGAGAGGUCCCGUUCAGAAGAAGUGACCCUCCGUAUCCACCGCAAGAACAACACUGAAGCUGCAGGAGCUACCCCUACCACCAAGCACAAGUCCAAUUUUUCCGUAAGGCUUCUAAAGUUCUCUCGGGAGAAGAAAGCAGCCAAAAGCUUGGGAAUAGUUGUGGGAUGUUUCAUCCUGUGUUGGCUUCCUUUCUUUUUAAUCAUGCCAAUUGGUUCUUUCUUUCCUGACAGCAAGCCCUCCGACACCAUUUUUAAAAUUGCCUUUUGGCUUGGGUAUCUAAACAGCUGCAUCAACCCCAUCAUUUACCCUUGUUCAAGUCAAGAGUUUAAAAAAGCAUUCCAAAAUAUCCUAAAAGCCCAGUGUCUCCGCAGGAGGUAUUCGUCCAACAAAUAUUCCCUGAGCUUCACCCUCAAUCACCCAAGCAACCAUGUUCCUGAAACUCCCAAAGAUAUUGUCCGAAUACCAGUUGGCUCUGGAGAACACUUCUAUAAGAUUUCCAAAUCGGAUGGCGUGUGUGAAUGGAAACUUUUUUCAGCCAUGCAGAGCAUGUCAACCAAGAGCAAUGCUCUAAAAGAGAGGUCCAGCUGUUCUACGGCCAAAGUGAAGAGCAAAGGUUUCCUGAGAGAGUGCUGCUGUGCGAACACUUCAGGAGAAAACCCAAAGGACCAGCAAAUACCCACCAUUAAAAUACAUACUGUCUCCAUCAGUGACAAUGGAGAAGAUGUGUAAAGACCUUCCAUCAUUUUGAUGGGAGUUCUGCAGUUUUACAGUGCGGUUUUCAUGGUUUUCUGCGCGGGUGGGUUGAUCACAAAAAAGUCUGCAUUUUCAAUGAGUCACAACAGGAAGGCAAAUAAAGUUCAGAUCAGGUCAACCUCUGUAAAGAUGGAAACCAUGGGAAGACUUCCAUCCAUGCUGUCCCAUUGGAUUCUAUGGGAAGUAGAGCCGGGGUGGGGGUCCCUGUGGGGCUGGACACCUUCAAAUUAUUCAGAUUUGAUUUCUUAUUCUUUUGAAGGUUUUGUUGUAUCCUGUUAUUUCAAUUCAAGUUAUCUAAUCUUUCUUUUUGUAAUGAUCAGUGGCAUAAAAACAUUCUUGUAAUAUAUCCUACAAUAGAGAAACAUUAAUAUAUGUUCCAGCUUUCAUUGCAAGUGCUUUUCUUUAGUUGUCAGCUCUUUUUUUAUUAUUAUUGUGGAAUAACUCUGCAUUGUGAAGAUAAAUUUGACAAGGCUGCAGUGUAAGCUAAUAGAGAAAUUUGAGGGGGUGGGGGAUGUGACAUGAAGGUUCUUAAUUUGACCCUCACUUUUUUAUUAAUGGAAUGAUUGUGGUCCUGUGAAAUUGUGAGUACCGUAAAAGCUCAAUUGAUGCAAUGGGAGCUUAUAUCUAAGCCAUGACUCCAAUUUUUACUUUUUAAAGUUUGAAUGUAGCCGUCUUUCCCCAACAGGCUUAGCUAUUCUGCUGAGUUUCAAUUUAAUUUAUGCCUUCCCAUCAUGAAUGCUGAGAACUAUAAUGCAUUUUGAGUGUUCAAAAUUGUCUUUUUCUACCUUAGACUCAAUAGAGUAACUUUGGGAAAAGAGGAUUGCUAUUAAAUUUGUUAAUAUUUGUAGUAUAGCUAGGGCACAGAGCUUUCUUUCAAUUGACUUUAGCUACCAUAAAUUAAAUUGCUUUCCUUGAGAUUACCAAAGCAUAAAUCAAUCCUCUACAAAUUGGAUGAAGUCAUUCAUCUGUCAGUUACUCAUUUUCUAUGAGAUAUUUAUCUCAUGCGUAUACUAUUAAAAAAUGAAUGCAGUACUUUCUCGUUAAUCCAGAUUAUUUGAAUUUGGUUUAUAGUUCUAAACCAACCAGGAAAUGAUGGCAAUGCAAAAUUCUGAAUGUUUUCAAUUUAUGAAUGGACCCCAGUACAAUAAAACCUCAUGGUCUGCUAUUAGUUUCAGCAUUGGAAAAUUAUCCUCAUUCAUAAAGAGUUUUAUAGAAUAUUCCUCAACACUCAGAUUAAUGAGAAAUACUCAAUUUAUGUGGAAGUCUUGGCAGGCUGAACUAUUUAUAUUUCACACGCUGUCUCCUGGAAAAUCAAGUAAUGAGUGAACAGGUAAUGGGACCAUUAGAAACUAAAACAGAGUGGAUUGGAUCGAGGCAAAUUUAGUAACAAACUACAUUCAGAAACUACAUUAAGCCAUGCAGUGGUGUCUUGGCUUCAGCUUAAGGUGUUGCUUAAACCUAGCCAUAGUUUAGAGAAAUUAUGAGCCUACUCUAUAGUGACCAGACGUCCCGCUUUUGGUGGGACAGUCCCACUUUUUAAUAAUUUGUCCCGCGUCCCGCAGCAUUUCAAAAAAGUCCCGAUUUUUUUUUCACUCCCAUUCUGAAAAUGGGAGGCGGCAACGCAAGAGGAGGAGGAGGAGGCGGAGAAGGGGGAGUGGCGGAGAAGGGGGUGCGAGAUCGCCCGCUGCCUGGAAGAGCCCAGAGGAGAGCCGAGGAGAGCCGAGCCUGCCUGGAAGAGCCGAGAGGAGAGUCGAGCCUGCCUGGAAGAGCAGCAGCCACUCCUCCUCCUUCAGCCAGGUGGCGAGACUCAGCGCGCAUGCGCAGCCCACCCUCCUCCCUCCCCCCCGUCAAUGGUGUCCCGCUUUGGCAUCGCUGAAAUCUGAUCACUUUAGCCUAUUCACAUAAAUUCAUAAAAAGAGGGGAUUUAUUUUAACCAUUAUUAACUUGGGAGCCACAAGUUUUAAUGGGAACAAACCAAAAAUAACAUGGCAAUUCUUAUCAGCAGUCUAAAACAAUAAUAUAUAGAUCGGAAUAACAGAGUUGGAAAGGACUUUGGAGGUCUUCUAGUCCAACCCCCGACUCAAGCAGGAGACCCCCUACCAUUCCAGACAAGUGGCUGUCCAGUCUCUUGUUAAAAACUUCCAGUGAUGGAGCAUCCACAACUUCUAAAGGCAAGCAAUUCCACUACUUAAUUGUUCCUAUUGUUAGAAAGUUUCUAGGUUGCUUCUCUCCUUGAUUAGGCUAUUUCUGGAUUCUUAGAACUUUAGGACAGUAUAACAAGUGACACGGGAUUGGGAAAUGCAAUCUAAAUUCAUCUGAAUCCAGCCAAACUAUUUUUAAUGAAGCCAUUCACACUGCCAGGAUUAUUCAAGGAAAAAUAAAGCAUAGAUGAAUUAUUCCAUGUGUGUUAUCUGUGUACAUGCGAGACUGAGCCUGUUUGCCCUAUUAUUUGGGAUUGCUAAAUGAUUAUUAUUAUUAUUUUGGUGACAUCAAUUUAUUAUCGAUUAAUGUUAAUUCAAGAUCCAAGGAAGUCAAAGAAUGUUCUCAUUUCUCAGCAGUUUUCUGUUUCUACAGUGUCAAAGAUUACAUUGGACUGAAUUACCCAAAAUAGUCACAACAGUAAUAGGAAUUAGCCUGCUGUCCUUUCUGCUACAGCCUCAUGCUCCAGUUCUGCUCUAGGUUAUACACCAACUCUCUAGAGGAGUUGAAAUGGUACGAUUUUUAAAAAGGAGACAUCUUUUUCAUACAGAAGUAUCAAAUAGAAAGGAAGUUCAUGUCUUAAGUGUCUCUCAGGAAGUAGCUAUUGUAGAAAUUUCCCAGGACCAAACUGGAAUUGACUGAGUGGUAACGUUCACAUGGGAAGUUUAUCCAUGGAAUGUUACAUUCCUUUUUUAAAUUUAUUUAUUUUUUUCAUUUAAUUUUCCUGCACGGUUCUUCUGUUUUAUACUGAUGUCCUGCAAACCAAGCAGAAAAUACUUAGAAUGUGGAUUAAAAACUGCUUAAAAUCCUAGAUUUUUCCAUUUUGUUUUAUUUUAUUUUCCCACUCAGGUCAUUACAGAAUUACCUGGUGCUACUAUUUUCAUGCUGGAAAGAUUUAGUAUAGACUCUUCUUACACAUCUUUCUUGCUUGCCUGCAGUGAUAAUUUGUUAGCAGGUGGAGUGGAAAUGCUUCUAGACUUUAUAAGACAGAAAAGCAAAAUGUUGACUGUAGGUAUGGCUGUAGCCUAUUUACCUGACCUCUGUUUGCAAACAUUUAGUAAAAAAGAAGUCACUGCAGCUUUUACUCCGCUAAUCACUGCCGUUUAUAGGGACUGAUGCUCAUUUCCAUUUCAAGGACAUUGAGCCUGCGCUGCCCAAAGACAUUUCUGUGGUGAUGUGGCCAGUGUGAUGUCAUGGAGCAUUGUUACCUUCCCACCAAAGUGGUACCUAUUUAUGUACUUGCAUUUGCAUUCUUUGGAACAGCUUGGUUGGCAGGAGUUGAGGUGGACGAUAGGAACUCACCCCAUCAUGUGGCACUCAGGUCUCAAACCUAGGCUGCCAGCUGUCCAGCCGACAAGCCCAGCAUCUUAACAGAUAAUCUAAAAUGCUGAUUUCCGUCCAGAAUCUAAAUUGGGAAACAGAGUCUACCAUUCUUGUUUUUAAAAUGUCCUGUGACUGUGUAUGUAACAGUGCAUUGGAAAUAGAAAUGGCUCUCUACUCAAAAGGCUGCAAUACAGGCUAAACAAUUGUAUUAUUGUUUUUCUGGUUGGCAUUUUCAUGAUGGAAACUACUAUGUUGUGGGCACAGUAAAAAAAAAAUUGUGAGAAACUUCGGUGCGUGUCUAAGAACUAUUUAUUUUGGAGGAGUCAUGAUGUAAUGAUAGAGUACAUUUUUCCGUGGAGAAAUUCCUUGCUUUAAACCUCAUAUAUAAGAUUGGAAAGAAAACACGGACUGGUGGAGCUAAUGCUAUGCUAAGUGGGCCAUGGAUUUGGUGCAGUAUAUACUUAUUUCAUGCACCAUCAUCUGAAGAUGGAAUGUACAUUACUUUACUUAAUAGAUACCUUGUAAUAAUUCUUUACCAUUAGUUGUUCUGAUAGGGUUCAGUGGGAUCUGAAGAUCAAAUAACCAGAGAACAAUGAGAAGCUAUAUCUUGCUACCACAUCUAUGUUGAAAAAAGUCUAGAUAAUGAUGGUCUAAUUUGAUUUUUCAAUAUCUCUGUAUAGCUGUCUAGUGCAGGGGUCUCCAACUUUGUC